AUGCCUACCCACACCACCGUCGUCGUCAUGCCCGAGGGUAAGGAGCCUGAGGCCGGUGGCGCUUCCCCCGGUAUGAUCGAUGCCGACGCGGAGAGACGGCUUGUCCGCAAGAUUGACCUCCGAGUUUGGCCUAUUCUCUUCGUCGUCUACAUGAUGUCUUUCCUCGAUCGUAUCAACAUAAGCAACGCCCGAAUCCAGGGUAUGACCGAGGAACUUGGUCUGUAUGGUGACAGAUUCAACGUUGCUCUUUUCGUGUAUUUCGUCCCAUACAUCCUCUUCGAAGUCCCCAGCAACAUGGUCUUCCGCAAGCUGAACCCAGCGUAUUACCUAUCGUUUCUCAUGUUCAGCUGGUCGAUCAUCAAUAUGUGUAUGGGAUUUGUGACUAGUUAUGAGGGGCUCGUGGUGCUGCGUUUCUUUCUUGGCGCGUUCGAGGCCGGUGUCAUGCCCGGAAUUGUUUACUUGACGUCCAUGUAUUACAAGCGCCACGAGUUUCAGACACGCAUGAGUUUCUUCUUUUGUUCUACUGUGAUCGGUGGUGCCUUUGGAGGGCUUCUUGCGUACGCGAUCGCUUCCCUAGACGGCCAACACCACCUAGCUGGCUGGCGUUGGAUUUUCAUCAUCGAAGGCACCAUCACCACCCUCGUCGCCGUAGUCUCCUUUUUCCUGAUCGCUGACUGGCCCGAGCACUGCCGGUUCCUGACCCCACAAGAGAAACAGCUUCUCCAACUGCGCCUCGCAGACGACAGCGCCGGCUCCGAUUCCGGAUCGGCGGCGCGCAUGGACACACUGAACGCAUACGCAUACCGUCGCAUCCUGACCGACUGGAAGAUCUGGCUCAGCGCCAUCGUUUACAUGGGCGUCGGGAUUACGGGGUACGCGACCACUUUCUUCUUGCCGACGAUCUUGCGCGAGUUUGGCUGGACCGCACGCGCCGCGCAAGUCCACACCAUCCCCGUGUACGCGGCGGCGGCUGUCGGCAUGGUGACCGUGGCGUACUUAUCCGACCGCCUGCGACACCGGUACGCGUUCGUGAUGCUGAGCUGCGUCGUCUGCACCAUCGGCUACGGAAUGCUGCUCGGCCAGGGCCAAGGAAGCGAGGGGUUGUCCAGCGCAGCCAAGUACGGCGCCGUGUUCCUCGUCGCAGUCGGCGGCUUCGUCGGCACCCCGAUUGCCCUCGCCUGGCUCGCCAACAACGUCGCCGGCCACUGGAAACGCUCCUUCUCCUCCGCCAUCCAGGUCGCCCUCGGCAACAUCGCCGGCAUCGUCGCCGCCCUCAUCUUCCGCGAGGACCAGGCCCCCCGCUACCAGACCGGCUACGGCACCUGCGUCGCCAUGGUAUGGCUCGGCGCCGUCGCCGCCACGCUACUGUUCACCGGCAUGCGCAUCGAGAAUAAGCUGCGUGAUGCCGGCAGGAGAGACGACCGUUUGGCCCGUCCUAAGGAGGAGGUGGAUAAUAUGGGAGACUACCAUCCUGCGUUUCGGUUUACGUUGUAG
Hypoxylon fragiforme is the source of this 1494-nucleotide messenger RNA. Its product is annotated as MFS general substrate transporter. Gene Ontology annotation, molecular function: transmembrane transporter activity. The record is from RefSeq and is a predicted model, not a curated record. Gene Ontology annotation, cellular component: membrane. The transcript is spliced from 3 exons. Bases 1 to 1494 code for a protein of 497 amino acids. Lineage: Eukaryota; Fungi; Ascomycota; Sordariomycetes; Xylariales; Hypoxylaceae. Gene Ontology annotation, biological process: transmembrane transport.